This is a messenger RNA of Daphnia pulex (common water flea), 733 nucleotides long. RefSeq lists its product as uncharacterized. The transcript has 2 exons. Lineage: Eukaryota; Metazoa; Arthropoda; Branchiopoda; Diplostraca; Daphniidae. The record is from RefSeq and is a predicted model, not a curated record. The coding region runs from base 88 to 633 and encodes 181 amino acids.
CUUGUCGUUUCGUCAGUGGACGUGAGUAACUCGUCUCUCCUAUUGCGCUCUUUAGAGCGACGGUUGUGUAACACCGAACAAAAACACAUGUCUGACUCUGAUAUGGAAAUAAAUCCUGCUAGACGAAUGGGAUUCGCCGACGAUAACUUCGUCAUGAUCCACGGGGACUAUUAUCGCAUGAACGACAUCUCAAAUGCAAAUAGGCGACCGAUUAUGCUGUUAGCUUGGUACACGGAAUUUGCCGAUAUCCUGUUGCGGAACUUAAGAUUGGGACUCGCUGAAGAGACUCGCCAAGACCUUGAAGAAAAAGGUGCAACUGACAUUGUCAAAAAAAUUGCUGAAUUUUUAGAAAAUACACCAUCCGUUUUUUCACGUCCUGGGCAAUCAACUUCUGAAGAGACACGAAAUCGCAAUAGGAUUGUGAACAAAUUAAAAAUGGUAAAACAAAUUCGUAACCAUGGAACGCACAACAAAAUUCAAGAUUCAUAUUGGCUAGAAGCAAUGCUCACAUGCAUGAUUGAUCUCUGCCAAAUGCUCAAACAACUCGGAAUGGCCAGCAAUCGAUUAAGAAUCUUCGAAGCGGAUUGUGUCGAGCAAUUAAAAAAAUUGCGAAGGUUCAAUGACUUGUUUUAGACUUUAUGCGCCGGUGAUUGGCGUCGCGUUAUCAUUCGAGCCAUAAAAACUUUUGUGAUGUUUAAUUGCUAACUUGAAUACAAAGGAGAUUUAAUCGAAA